Messenger RNA from Gordionus sp. m RMFG-2023, 710 nucleotides. RefSeq lists its product as uncharacterized. The record is from RefSeq and is a predicted model, not a curated record. Bases 1 to 513 code for a protein of 170 amino acids. NCBI's taxonomy places the organism in Eukaryota, Metazoa, Nematomorpha, Gordioida, Chordodea, Parachordodidae. The transcript has 6 exons.
AUGGACAUCAGAAAAUAUUUUUUAAAGAAUGUAAAUGAAAAAGAUCAUCAUCGCAAGAAAAUUGAUUCAAUUUCAAGUGAAAAUAGGGUAUCAGAAAUAUUAUGUAACAAUCAUGAAAAUAUAUCAAAAAAGAAGGAUAUUAGAAUAAAUUUAACAAGGAUUGAUGAACUGAUGUUGCUGGGAGAUAAUAAUUCUCUAAAUAUAAGAGACCUUGAUUCAAUUGUUAUUGAUUAUCAAAAAGAUGAUCAAAUAUUAGAGAUUGUGCUAGAGAAUGAGAAAAGUAAUCCUAUCAUCCAGGUAAUCCCAAUAGUUGAUGUCGUUGAUGAAAGAUCUGCAGUAAAUCUUAGACAGUCAAGAGUUCAAAAUAUGGAUAGUACUUUACCAUUUGACAUAAGCAAUUAUGUUCAAUUGGAUGUAGUCCCCAAAGACUUUAAUAUACUAGAGAGUAUAUAUAGGCCACCCAAUAAUUUUAAAUUUCCAAGAGAUCUAUCUAGAAGGAAAUUAAAAUUUUAAUUUAAUUGGUUUACCACUUGGCCUUGAUUGGCUUACUCACCUUCACAAAAUGGGGCUUAUUGUAAAUAUUGUGUUCUAUUUGGACCAUAAUAUGCUGGUAAAGGUGAACAAAAAUUAAAGCGACUUGUGAAUUGCCCAUAUAAACGUUGGAAAGAUGCAGGGGAGAAUUUUGAAAAUCAUCAAAACAAUUUAUACCA